ACUCCCCACACGUCAUAGCCUGUAUACUUUAUAGACUGCCGCUGUAACUGGUCAAUCUAGCUAAUCCCCCUUGUUCGCGGAGCGAUGUCGCUGGGUCAAUUAUCCUCUGCAGCGGGGCCAUCGUAUCAGAGGUCCCAGCCCGCAUUUGAUUUUACAAAGCGAAAACGCUGGGCCGACAUAUUAAUUAAUGAGCUCUCAGAGGCUAUCAUACUCGUCUUAUCUUCCUCUCGUGUCAUUCUUUUUUGCGGAACAGGUGUCACAGAACUGCUAGGUUGGCGCGACAUCGAGCUCAUUGACCAUGACCUCGCCGACUUUAUUCACGCUGAUGAUCAGCACGCGUUUCGAAAUAACUUUGACGAGUCGCUGCGUAUGAGAAGUGAACUCACGUGUUAUGUUCGACUCAAGUGCAAAAAUCAUCUACCCCAAAAUUCAGAUUAUCGCCCGCCACCGAAAGAAGUGCUCUUUGAGCUGCAAGGGUACCCUCAUUAUGUCGACGAUGAGGUGGACUGUCGCUGCUUCUUUGCUGUAGCAAAGCCUUACCCCAGUCGCAACACCGCCAUGCUAAACACGUUUCUCGAGCUCAAGAUUGAGAACGAGCGCUUACAGCAGCGUCUGGCUGAAUUACGCAUACGCGUUCCGUCUGGUUCCUCGUCCAUUGUUCCCUCAAACUCGAAUUCGGCGAGCGUAUACGGCAUGAACUCGAUGCCUACCACAGAAUCGAUGACAAUAGUAAAUUCGAUCCCUUCAACCUCCCAGCACCCGGAUCCGAACACAUCCUACUAUCCUAUCCAUCGUAAUAUGUCUUCAUACGAAAAUAUAAAGCCUCACAGUCUUGGAGAUACCUUCGAGCCGAUGAACGCUCUUGCAUACACUGGUUAUUUUACGCCUGCGGUCCUUCCUUCCUCGGUUGACGAGGAGACUUCUGAGGAAGGCUUGAAGAGAAAAAAGUUCAAAAAAGUACAUUCAUCAGACCAAUAUGUCUGUGUGACAUGUGGACGGACGGAUUCUCCAGAAUGGCGUAAGGGUCCACAAGGCCCGAAGACGCUCUGUAACGCGUGCGGCUUGCGCUGGGCGAAGCAGAUGCGUAAAGAUGAUACGAACGAGAGUGGUAGUAAUGGCGAAGGCUCUCAAAAACCGGGACAAUCUUCUGGGGCAGUUUAAAUCGGGACACUAUCUGGGCAAAUCAGCGAUGCGUUAGCGCUAGAGGCAUCGUACAUAAAGACUUAUCAAACUCGGCGAGCUCGGUGGGACUAAAUUUCCAAUUUUUUAUAUUUUCUAUUGCGUUGGUUGCACAUGAUGGACUAACCUACAAUUUGCUAUCCUGCACGCUGCUAGUAACACACAAGCUCUGCAUACACGGACUAGAGCACUAUAUGUAUUACCUAUUAUUUCUUGGGGUUAGAGUUACGCCACUCUACUGACUAUGGAUGUGAAUUUGCGUGGAUACAUUUGCUUGGGUAGAUAAGCUUGAGUUCUGUCAGUAGUUCGAGAUAAUAACAGUGGUCCUAUAGUG
Molecule: messenger RNA, 1513 nt
Organism: Serpula lacrymans var. lacrymans S7.9
Lineage: Eukaryota; Fungi; Basidiomycota; Agaricomycetes; Boletales; Serpulaceae
Gene: wc2
Product: white collar 2 type of transcription factor
Exons: 5
Coding region: 85-1161 (358 amino acids)
Biological process (GO): regulation of DNA-templated transcription
Molecular function (GO): protein binding; sequence-specific DNA binding; zinc ion binding
Source: RefSeq, a predicted model, not a curated record